This is a messenger RNA of Apaloderma vittatum (bar-tailed trogon), 363 nucleotides long. It is a transcript of the gene MRPL20, whose product is annotated as mitochondrial ribosomal protein L20. The annotation marks the transcript as partial. Gene Ontology annotation, cellular component: ribosome. The record is from RefSeq and is a predicted model, not a curated record. Gene Ontology annotation, molecular function: structural constituent of ribosome; rRNA binding. Lineage: Eukaryota; Metazoa; Chordata; Aves; Trogoniformes; Trogonidae. Gene Ontology annotation, biological process: translation; ribosomal large subunit assembly. The transcript is spliced from 3 exons.
CAUUUUCGUGGAAGGAAGAACCGCUGCUAUAAGCUGGCUGUACGAAGUGUUCGGAGAGCUUUUGUAAAGGCUACAAAGGCCAGAAGAGAGAAGAAGAGAUUCCUAAGAGCGCUCUGGAUCACUAGGAUUGAAGCAGCUUCUCUUGAACAUGGUUUGCCAUACCCAACUUUCAUAAGCAAUCUGCAUAAGUCGCAGGUGGAGCUGAACAGGAAAAUGAUCGCCGAUUUGGCUAUUUAUGAGCCAAAGACGUUCAAGUCCCUGGCUGCCCUCGCUCAGAGGAGGAGACAAGAGGGCUUCCUCGCCGCCCUGGGAGACGGAAAAGAACCGGAGGGGGUAUUUUCCCGAAUCGUACACCACUAUUAA